Messenger RNA from Fusarium verticillioides 7600, 3149 nucleotides. RefSeq lists its product as hypothetical. The transcript is spliced from 3 exons. Bases 958 to 2886 code for a protein of 642 amino acids. Gene Ontology annotation, cellular component: cytoplasm. NCBI's taxonomy places the organism in Eukaryota, Fungi, Ascomycota, Sordariomycetes, Hypocreales, Nectriaceae. The record is from RefSeq and is a predicted model, not a curated record.
CCUGGACAUUGGGAAACCUUCCAGUGAUAAGGUAGUUAGUACCCAUCUGCCAGGCUAGCUGUUGAUCCUGCAUUGUCUACCUAUUUCAACCUUUCCUUCCUCCUAUUUUCCUGAUCUCGUCUUUUCUCAAUACCAACAUGAAUUGAUGUGCAUCAUAUUGACAGCCCGUCCGAAACAAGCGAGGCUAAUAAGGUACUAACCGGGCAUUUAUCUUAUCUGGAAACUUAGUACCCAUUCGUCAAGAAGUCCUGUUUGGAUACUGCAUUUGUCGAGGGGAACCCAUGAUCGUUAUGCGACCUUGAACCUUCAUUGAUACUUACGCACUAUAACAAGUUUUACCUCUGGACAUCUCGGCAAAACAUAUCGAUAUUUUGAAGGCCGCAGCAUCGAACCUCGAAUUAGCAUCCAACUUCGCUACCAUUCGGGCGCCUCGACGUCCACCGUUCAACAAAUUCGCCCCCAUCCCUGGCACUACAGCUCGAGUCAAGCAACCCCCUUAUCACGUCACCGAGCCUUCGCAACUGUCGAUCGAACAGCUUCUCGAGCGUCUUGAUAUAAGCAACUUAUAAAUACGUACAUAUCCUUUCUUGAAUAAUAUUGUUGGAUAUCUACAUGGCCGACUUCUAGCGCAUGACCUCGAGAGAAAAACGACCAAGCAAUGAGCUCCGACGAAUCUCCUCCCACCGGUCUUGGCGCCCCCGAGUCUCACGGUGACCUCAAGCCCAUACUUUCACCCAUUCUACCCUCCUCCCCUGCGUCGUCUACCAAAGUCGAUUUCAUUCCACUUGUUACUGUUGUCGGAUUCCAUCAUGCAAGGGGCCCAGAAGUCGAGAAUUGGUUCGGGGCAGACGAUGGGAGCGAUCCUGCAGCUGAAUAUGGGUGGUCUUUGCUGCCUUUCAUGGCCUUGAGUGAUGGGGCGCACGCGUGAGUUGUCUAUUGCGGGUUUGACAUUUCUGAAUGGUGCUGAGAAAUCUGUGUAGAUCCGAGGAGGACUUCUCAUACUUCACGCUGCUUCGCCCAGAGACGGAGGCUAAACCCGCUACGUCACUAUUUGGAAUCUCGUGCACCCGACAACUUGAUUCAUCCCAGCUCAUCAAUCGCCCUGCCGAUGUUACGCGAUCCACUGUCCAGAAAGCUGUUGUGGUCAUUGCCGAUAGCCCUCAAUUCUUCGGCAUGCUUCGUGAGCGUCUCAGUAUUGUCACGCAGGCUUGGUUUGCGCAGCGUGAGUUUACCGAUGUUGAGAUUCUCCGCAGAUUCCAGGAGAGCCUGGCAGAUGAGAAAACCAAAGGCAUUCUCAAUGACCAGGUAGAUCGAGACCAAUAUCUCGGCAUGAGUCUUCGUGAGCUGAUACACGAAUACAAAUGGCAAACUUUGGUUUUGUUGAAGUGUUGCCUCCUCCAACCGAAGAUGCUCUUCUUUGGGUCGAGAUGUGACAGGUUGUGCAUGAUGCAAUUUUCUCUUUUGUCCUUGAUACCCGGCCUCAUUCGCAACCUGCAGGACAGUGCAGACCCAGAGCUGAAUAGCUACGAGACGAGUCUAUCAAAGCCGACCAGUUUGCGAACUAGUGAUCGCAACUCCCUCCUCUGCUAUAUGGGCUUACCACUCCAGAUAUUUGGCAAGGGAAGCUUGUUUGGACCCUAUACCCCCCUGCAACAACUUGAUAUUCUCGCCGACUUUGGCACAAAGUCCUACAUUGUCGGCAGUACAAACUCACUUCUCUUGCAGCAGAAGGAUCGCUAUAGUGAUAUUCUCAUCAAUCUGGACGAGGACUCAGUUGUUAUCAACUCUCCGUCACUUAGAAGCGCUUUGACUCUCACCGCUGCGGACCGGAGGUGGAUAGACUAUUUAACUCACGAGAUCAACGAGACAUGGGACGAAGCCAACCCUAGCAGGCCGAAGACGCUGAAGUAUGUCGGGAGCGAGGAGUUUAUCAGGCUCCAGUUCGAAGAGUACAUUCUUGCUCUGAUCUCCUCCGUCAAAUACCACAACUAUCUUAACGUGAACCCAAACAACCCCAAGGCUAUCCUUCCGGAGGUUGAGGGUGAUCCUGUCGCAGACUUUGGAUAUGAGUGGGUAGAGGCUUGGAAACGCACCGAGAACUACCGCAUGUGGAACGCAAACACUGAUUCCCACCUGUUCGACAUUGUUGACCCUCGACAUCCUUGUGCAGGAGGCUUGAAUAUUGAGGAUGUACAGCGUCGGAUCGCAGAGCAAGUAAAAGAAUUGCAUCUGGACGAGCGUUUUGCGCAGGGCAAAGAAGUCCUCGGUCGGAAUCUUGCCGCGGGCCGUGAAAAGGCAUCUUUCGUUCUUAAUAAACUGUAUGCCGACAUGGAGGCUUUGCGUGAAGCACAACGGCGUCGCGCUGAAGAAGCUCGCGCAGCAUCACCACCGAACGGUUCGAGUCAGCCGGCCGGACAAGACCCUUCAAAGGCCGGACAGCAAGGACAAUCAGCUGGUGCGCGUGCCGGUGCCUACAUCGGGAGCUGGGCAGCGUGGGCUGGUGAGAAGCGCCGAACAAGUGGAUGGGGUGCUGGCUGGGGUCGCAAACCAGCCUCUAAGGCUGACAAGUCAAUGGACGACUCGAGUUCAAGCAGCCCCAUCGACAAAGACUACCAGAUGAUCAGCGCUCCUGUGUCUCGAGGUGGCAGUUCCGAUGAUGCAACUGCACGACCAGGGCGGGGAGCAAGCUUCAGCGAGAGUAUCCUCUCGGGAGUGAGCGAGUCAGGCAGCCGGCCAACCUCGGGGAUCAACAAGCCUCUUCCAGGUCCACCAGUGCCCAGAAAGAAAGACGAUGGCUUCCAGACAGAGGGAGUUAUUGGUUCGAAAGAUAAACUGCCAAGCGCAGGCCCUCCUCACAACGAGAACGGUGUAACGAUUAAAGAAUGAUAAGUUAACAAGGAAAGCCCCCAUAACAUGGGAUAUGGACGGCCGCUUCAUGGAUAUAAAGGUCAUCAAAGCGGGCGAUUUUGGCCACAUUUCAUAUAUAUAUCACCCAUUGUAUCUUGAUAUCGUUUGUAAUUAAUAUUGAACGAGCCAUGCAAUAUUACAGUGUAGAAAGAUCGAAAUGGCUAAUCGUUUCACUUUAAAUAAGUUCUUUACAUGCACGGUUUUAAAAACUUGUCCGCUAAGACGUUUUUAUUUCUUUCAGC